This is a messenger RNA of Suncus etruscus (white-toothed pygmy shrew), 1641 nucleotides long. RefSeq names its product methyl-CpG binding protein 2 (gene MECP2). The record is from RefSeq and is a predicted model, not a curated record. Gene Ontology annotation, cellular component: nucleus; heterochromatin. NCBI's taxonomy places the organism in Eukaryota, Metazoa, Chordata, Mammalia, Eulipotyphla, Soricidae. Bases 65 to 1519 code for a protein of 484 amino acids. Gene Ontology annotation, molecular function: chromatin binding; methyl-CpG binding; double-stranded methylated DNA binding. Gene Ontology annotation, biological process: negative regulation of transcription by RNA polymerase II. The transcript is spliced from 3 exons.
UCGGCGUCGGCGUCGCGCGCGCUCCCUCCUCUCUGAGAGGGCUGUGGUAAAAGCCGUCCGGAAAAUGGCCGCCGCCGCCGCCGCUGCCGCGCCGAGCGGAGGAGGAGGAGGAGGCGAGGAGGAGAGACUGGAGGAAAAGUCCGAAGACCAGGAUCUCCAGGGCCUCAAGGACAAGCCGCUGAAGUUGAAGAAGGUGAAGAAGGACAAGAAGGAGGACAGAGAGUGCAAGCAUGAGACCCCACAGCCUCCAGCCCACCACUCUGCUGAGCCGCCCGAAGGCUCCGCAGCAGGGCCUGCUGUACCCGAGGCAUCUGCAUCCCCCAAGCAGCGGCGCUCCAUCAUUCGAGACCGGGGCCCCAUGUAUGAUGACCCCACCCUGCCCGAGGGCUGGACCCGAAAGCUCAAGCAGAGAAAGUCGGGUCGUUCCGCUGGGAAGUAUGAUGUAUAUUUGAUCAACCCUCAGGGCAAAGCCUUCCGCUCCAAGGUGGAGUUGAUCGCAUACUUCGAAAAGGUAGGAGACACCUCCCUGGACCCUAACGACUUUGACUUCACGGUAACCGGAAGAGGAAGCCCCUCGCGGCGAGAGCAGAGACCACCGAAGAAGCCCAAGUCUCCUAAAACCCCCGGCACGGGCCGAGGUCGGGGCCGACCCAAAGGGAGUGGCAGUGCGAGGCCCAAGGCCUCAGCGUCUGAGGGUGUGCAGGUGAAAAGGGUCCUGGAGAAAAGCCCCGGGAAGCUGCUGGUCAAGAUGCCUUUCCAAGCUGCGCCAGGGAGCAGGGCUGAAGCGGGGGGCGCUACCACAUCGGCCCAGGUCAUGGUGAUCAAGCGGCCUGGCCGGAAGCGAAAGGCUGAGGCCGACCCACAGGCCAUUCCCAAGAAACGGGGCCGCAAGCCGGGCAGUGUGGUGGCAGCAGCCGCUGCAGAGGCCAAGAAGAAGGCUGUGAAGGAACCAUCCAUCCGUUCCGUGCAGGAGACUGUGCUGCCCAUCAAGAAGCGCAAGACCCGGGAGACAGUUAGCAUCGAAGUGAAAGAGGUGGUGAAGCCGCUGCUGGUGUCCAGCCUGGGCGAGAAGAGCGGCAAGGGACUGAAGCCGUGCCGGAGCCCUGGGCGGAAAAGCAAGGAGGGUAGCCCCAAGGGCCGCACGGGUGCUGCCGCCUCACCCCCCAAGAAGGAACACCACCACCACCACCAGCACUCAGAGCCCCCCACAGCGCCUGCACCACUGCUCCCACCUCUACCCCCACCCCCACCCGAGCCGCAGAGCUCUGAGGACCCUGCCAGCCCCCCUGAGCCCCAGGACUUGAGCAGCAGCGUGUGCAAAGAAGAGAUGCCUCGUGGAGGCUCGCUGGAGAGCGACGGCUGCCCCCAGGAGCCAGCUAAGACUCAGCCCGCGCUCGCCACGGCUGCCAAACACCGAGGGGACGGAGAGCGCAAAGACAUUGUCUCAUCGGCCAUGCCGAGGCCAAACAGAGAAGAGCCUGUGGACAGCCGGACGCCCGUGACCGAGAGAGUGAGCUGACUUGGCCCAGGGCGGAUUGCGCAGCCAACCACCGAGAGUAACGGCAGCUGUUGCCUCUUCUCCUUAUGGGUAGGGCUCUGACAAAGCUUCCCAAUUAACUGAAAUAAAAAAUAUUUUUUUUU